AUGGAAUCUGGAUCAGUUAUUGGUAAAAAUAUUGAUUUUAAUCCAAAACGUAGAACUACGGUUAUUGUACAUGGACUGGGAAGCAACAGUCAUGAAUUCUAUUUAAAGACUUUAGUUGAUCAAUUGCUUUUAUGGAGAGAUAUGAACGUUAUUGUAUUAGACUGGCAGUCGGGCUCCUCCUUGAACUUACAAAAUUUAUUCUUUUAUCCACAAACAGCAGUCAACUCUGAGUAUGCAGCUAUAGUACUCAAAAACCUUUUUGUGAAACUCCGUCAAGUAAGUGGCGUACCACCACGCUCUUGGCGACGUGUGCAUUUUAUUGGUCACAGCCUCGGUGCUCAUGUAGUUGGACAAGCUGCCGAAAUGUUGAAAAGAGAAAAUUUUAUCAUCGAUCGAGUAACUGGCCUUGAUCCCGCUGAACCUUGCUUUCGUGACGUUAAUUCACCUUUACGAAUGAGAAGCUCUAAUGCACGAUUGGUUGAUGUUAUUCAUACGGAUGGAGCUAGGACACCAAACGAAAGAUUUGGAUUACUUGAUCAAUUAGGACAUGUCGAUUUCUACGUUAAUGGAGGUAGUAUACAACCUGGAUGCCAAGAACUUUUUCAACCUACAAGAUUUCUGAACAUUAUUAAAAUGUUUGAGCAUGUAAUCGAAAAUGGAUCUUGUCACCACAAUAGAGCUUUCAACCUCUUUCUUGAAACGGUGAUCCAAGACAGGGAGAAGAAAUGUAGAUUUUGGGCACAUCCUUGGUCUUUGGGAACUAAUCAAUUGCAAACUUCUCGAAUUUUAAACGUACGUUGCAAUGUGACCAACUGUGUUGAAAUGGGAAUAAAUGCCGAAUUAUGGAUUUAUCGGCAAAAAGUAUCGUAUUAUGUGGAAACGACGGGUGCUUCACCGUACUGUAAUGUUAGGAAUUAG
Molecule: messenger RNA, 918 nt
Organism: Phymastichus coffea
Lineage: Eukaryota; Metazoa; Arthropoda; Insecta; Hymenoptera; Eulophidae
Product: pancreatic triacylglycerol lipase-like
Exons: 5
Coding region: 1-918 (305 amino acids)
Molecular function (GO): lipase activity
Source: RefSeq, a predicted model, not a curated record